Bufo bufo (common toad) is the source of this 1347-nucleotide messenger RNA. RefSeq names its product gamma-aminobutyric acid type A receptor subunit gamma3 (gene GABRG3). The transcript has 10 exons. Gene Ontology annotation, biological process: nervous system process; signal transduction; gamma-aminobutyric acid signaling pathway. The coding region runs from base 1 to 1347 and encodes 448 amino acids. Lineage: Eukaryota; Metazoa; Chordata; Amphibia; Anura; Bufonidae. The record is from RefSeq and is a predicted model, not a curated record. Gene Ontology annotation, molecular function: benzodiazepine receptor activity; GABA-A receptor activity; GABA-gated chloride ion channel activity. Gene Ontology annotation, cellular component: GABA-A receptor complex; dendrite membrane; postsynapse.
AUGCCUGCUAAGCUCCUUGUGCUUUUCCUCUUAUUAUCAGUUCUCCAAGCCUGCUCCAGGAAAAUUGAAGAUGAUGAAUAUGAAGACUUAACAUUCAACCAAAAAUGGGUGCUUUCUCCAAAAACACAAGACACAGAUGUCACACUGAUCCUGAACAAGUUGAUGAAAGAAUAUGAUAAGAAACUGAGACCUGAUAUCGGAGUUAAACCUACAGUUAUUGAUGUGGACAUAUAUGUUAACAGCAUCGGACCAGUGUCUUCAAUAAACAUGGAAUACCAAAUAGACAUAUUUUUUGCUCAAACGUGGAUUGACAGUCGUCUCAGGUUCAAUAGCACCAUGAAGAUUUUAACUCUCAACAGCAAUAUGGUUGGAUUAAUAUGGAUUCCAGACACUAUCUUUCGUAACUCCAAAACUGCAGAAGCUCAUUGGAUUACAACUCCAAAUCAACUUCUACGAAUAUGGAAUGAUGGGAAAAUUUUGUACACAUUAAGGCUUACCAUCAAUGCUGAAUGUCAACUACAACUGCACAACUUUCCCAUGGAUGAACAUUCGUGCCCACUUAUAUUCUCAUCCUAUGGUUAUCCAAAAGAGGAGAUGGUUUACAGAUGGAGGAAAAACUCAGUAGAAGCAACAAAUCAGAAAUCAUGGAGGCUUUAUCAAUUUGAUUUUAUGGGCCUCAGAAAUACUAGUGAAAUUGUGCAAACAACAGCAGGUGAUUAUAUUGUCAUGACUGUGUACUUUGAUUUAAGCAGAAGAAUGGGAUACUUCACUAUUCAAACAUAUAUCCCUUGCAUAUUAACAGUUGUGUUAUCCUGGGUAUCAUUCUGGAUAAAAAAAGAUGCCACUCCAGCAAGAACUGCAUUAGGUAUCACCACAGUAUUGACAAUGACAACUUUAAGUACCAUAGCAAGAAAGUCCUUACCAAGAGUUUCAUAUGUCACCGCCAUGGAUCUUUUUGUCACAGUCUGUUUCUUAUUUGUAUUUGCGGCACUGAUGGAGUAUGCAGCACUUAAUUAUUAUUCAAGCUGUAAAAAGCCAAGAUGUAAAAAGAAGAAAAAAUCUUCUUCACCCCUGCCCUCCCUGGAUAUGAGACCUCCACCAUCAGUCAUCACCUUGAACAAUGCCAUGUACUGGCAAGAAUUUGAAGAAGCGUGUGUCUACGAGUGUUUGGACGGGAAAGACUGUCAAAGUUUCUUUUGUUGCUAUGAUGAAUGUAAAUCGGGCUCAUGGAGAAGAGGUCGGAUACAUAUAGACCUUCUAGAAUUGGACUCCUACUCCAGAGUGUUUUUUCCAACAUCAUUCUUGUUAUUUAACCUUGUAUACUGGGUUGGAUAUCUCUACCUAUAA